AUGGCGUUCGACCCAGCUUCUUUCGGCAAGCUGCGGCUAAAGAGCCAUGACUCUCUAUACACGAUAGACGACUUGAUCAGGUCGCAUGCUGCAGAACCUGAAGACUUCACCUUGAUAGGGGCUCCUGUACAUGACCUCACAGACUUCGAAGAACAUUCUGCUCGCGAUGUCGACAGGUUCGCCGAUGCAGCAGCAGCUCGACUGCAAGAAAUGGGAUUGAAGCCUGCAGAUCCAAAUCUUGAUGAAUCUCCCAUCAUUGGCAUGUUAUGCAUUUCUGGACUAGAUAUGGUCGUUACUCUCCUCGGUCUCUUGCGGUUGGGAUAUGGCGUGUUGUUACUUUCGACCAGGCUAGCAGCUCCGGCGUACGUCCGACUAACGACAAUGGUGAAUUGUUCCACUCUGAUCUCCACGAACGCUUUCAAGGCCGUUCUCGACGAAAUUCAGGUCGAGAAACCUCUGAACUGCUUUCCUCUUCUGCAACGAUCUGAUUACAUCGGCGUAAGAGCGCCUGCUUUCAGACGCCAAUAUACUCCGGCCAAAGAGACGAACAAGAUUGCAGUCAUCAUCCAUUCCUCUGGAUCAACCGGCUUCCCCAAGCCGAUCUUUCUUCGACACGCACAAUGUCUUGCAACUUUCACACAAAAUUUCGGCAUGCGUGCAUUUCUAGCAUCUCCAUUGUUCCACAGUCAAGGUUUUUAUGAGAUGUUCAGAACAAUCUACUCCAAGAAACCUUUGUAUUUGUGUAAUUACACAAUCGCGCAUACACGCCAAGGCUUGACGGCCCAAUUGCAAUUUUUGAAGCCUGAGAUCUUCAAUUGCGUGCCAUACCUACUCAAGUUACUGUGUGAGACCGAGGAAGGCAUCAAUGAGCUCGCGAAAGUCAGCCUAGUGCUCUACGCCGGCAGUGGCUGCCCAGACGACGUAGGAGACCUGCUGGUAAGCAGAGGAGUGAAUCUAGUUCAGAACUAUGGAUGCACGGAAAUCGGUCGCAUCAUGACUUCUUUCAGAUCGCCUGAAGAUACCGAGUGGAACUACUGCCGGUUGAAUCCUCCAGUCUCUGAACACGUUCUGAUGGAUGAAAUAGCUCCUGGCGUGUUCGAGUGUGUGGCGUUGGAGAGCCUGAAGACGAGAGUAGCCGUCAACUCAGAUAGCCCUCCGAACUCUUUCCGCUCUCGAGAUCUGUUCGCGCCUCACCCAACGCGGCCGAAUCUUUGGAAGUAUCUCAGCAGACUCGAUGACCGCUUGACACUAGUCAACGGCGAGAAGGUCUUGCCUCUGCCUAUAGAAGGUCGCAUUCGUCAAGACCGCCUGGUGCAGGAAGCUGCUGUGUUCGGUAUUGGUAGAAGCGUACCCGGGGUCAUCAUUUUUCGUUCUCCCGACGCGAAAAACAUGUCCGACGACGAGUUCUUCAGAUCUGUAUGGCCCGCUGUUGAGGAAGCGAAUGCCAGAGCAGAGAGCUUCUCAAGGAUUCCAAAGGAGCUCGUCGUUCUCGUUGCUGCUGAGACCGAAUACCCAAAGACUGAUAAGGGCACUUUCAUCCGAGCCAAGAUCUACGACCAGUUCAAGGUGGAAAUCGAGAACAAGUAUAGCGACUUUGAGAAUGGCUCUUUAGGGGAUUUGACGCUCGAGGUCCCCGAGCUCGAGAAGUGGCUCCUCAGCGAGUUCAGCAAGGAACUCGGUAUUUCACUGCAGCUCGACACAGACUUUUAUCAAGCCGGAAUUGACAGUCUCCAGUCAACUAGAAUGUGGUCCAGCAUCAAGAAACAAAUCGAUCUCGGAGGAAAUCAUGAAACUCUUAGCCGCAAUGUGCUUUACGAAACAGCAAACAUUCGCGGUCUUGCUCAGCAUCUUUAUCUGACCAGGACAGGUGGGAACAUGAUGCAAGAGGAUGAAAUCACUGUCAUGGAGCAGCUUAUCUCAAAAUACUCCACCUUCAAGCAACACGAGCCAUGCGAAUCAACCACCGAUAGAAAAGACGUUGUGCUUCUCACCGGGGCCACUGGUACCGUCGGUAUCCAUAUACUCACUAAGCUGGUCCGACAAAACAACGUGACUUCAGUAUGGGCGAUUGUGCGAGCUCCAUCAACUACUCAGGCGACCGAGCGAAUCUCCGAAGCUUUGAGCUCACGAGGUUUGUUUCUUACUGAGACGGAAAAGGCAAAGAUCAUUCCUUUCCUGGGUGAUCUGAGCAAGGCAGACCUUGGACUCAGCGAGGAGAUCCUGCAGAAGCUAGAAUCACAGCUCACUCAUGUGGUACACAGUGCUUGGGCUGUCAACUUCAACCUUGGUGUGAGAAGUUUCGAGGACCAGCAUAUUAAAGGUGCAUACAAUCUCAUCCAGUUGUGUCUCUCGACCCGCACGCCAAACCCUGCAAAAUUCUUCUUCUGCUCGUCAGUCUCGUCGGCUGCGAACACACCCCUUGAUCAGAGAAUCAAGGAAAGUCAAGUACCACGACUCGAGUUUGCUCAAGGAACAGGCUAUGGCAGGUCGAAACUGGUGACCGAACGUAUCGUCCAAAACGCCAUGAAGACUACUGGUAUGUACGCUAGAGUAUUGCGUCUUGGCCAAAUUGCCGGUGACAGCGAGCACGGAAAAUGGAAUACGACUGAAGCCAUUGCUUUGAUGGUUCAGACAGCUACGACCAUCAAAGCACUGCCGACUCACAACGAGGAGCUUUCAUGGCUUCCAGUAGACCUUGCAGCAUCGAUUGUUGUAGAGCUUACCGGCAUAGCUCAGCCAAUCACCGAGACUCGCUUACAGGAGGAUGAUCUGGUCUACAACAUCCAAAAUCCGAAAGUAUAUCACUGGACUCGUGAUAUUUUGCCUGCUCUGCGCCAAGCGGGCUUGAGGUUUGAUGAAGUAUCGCCUAAAGAAUGGGUGCAGAGACUGCGGGCUGGUGAUCAAAAUCCAGAGAGCAAUCCGCCAGUCAAAUUGACCGGAUUCUUUGCAGAGAGGUAUGGAAACGUUGUCGAGAAUGCACCAAUGAAAAGUGCGGGUCGUUAUGACACCAUCCAGACAUGCAAGGACAGUGCGGCCAUGACUGCGAUCCCGGACUUGAUCGAGUCGGGUCUGGUGGCUAAAUUUGUGAAGGCAUGGGCGAGUGAAUGGGGCGUAGAGUUGGUAUAG
This is a messenger RNA of Aureobasidium melanogenum CBS 110374, 3126 nucleotides long. Its product is annotated as acetyl-CoA synthetase-like protein. The transcript has 2 exons. The coding region runs from base 1 to 3126 and encodes 1041 amino acids. The record is from RefSeq and is a predicted model, not a curated record. NCBI's taxonomy places the organism in Eukaryota, Fungi, Ascomycota, Dothideomycetes, Dothideales, Saccotheciaceae.